AUGGCUCCUUCAGUUCAGCAACCCACAACAUAUACCCCCGAUACCGAGAUCCCGCGUAUCGACGGCGGUACUUGGAAGCGAGCCCAACCGGGAACUUGGACCCGGCCGUGCUCCGGAGGCGAGACCGGUGUCUCUUACAAUCAGAAUGUUCGUGAUGGUCACACCGAGCUGUCCAUCCAGGUCCCUUUCAGCAUCGACCUCUCGACCGAGGAAUUGAUUCAGCGUUUCCGUAAUGCGUGGCUACUCUCGCACUCGCGGUUCCCCGAGAUUGCUGUUCAGCUCUCCACAGGCACUGAACUUCCCCAGAUGAUGAAGUAUGAGGUGCUCAAGUCGAACACUGAAGCCGCUGCGUGGAUGAACGAGACUUUCCACGUUGUCACCGAUCAGACUGCCACGGAAGUGGUCAACAUGACGUACAGCCGUCGCAUGCCCACCAAGGGAAAGCGCAACAUGAUGUACCUCGUCACUGGACCUAACGCGGACCCCCAAAAUCCUACUCAGCACAAUCUCGUCUGGAACGUGAGCCACGCUGUCGCCGAUGUGUUUAGCAUCGUUCAGUUCAUCAACCACUUCUUCCGGACUGUUACCCAGGUCGCUGGCGACUGGGAAUACUCCGUCAGCCAAAUCGAUUACUCGGGAGUCAUGGAACGUUUGCCCAUCAGCCCUCUGACACCUUACCAGCAGCAAUACAAGCCCAACAAGGAGCAGAUUCAGAAUGCUAUUGCCGAUGCUGCCCGCCAAGGUGAACUUUACAGCAGCAAGAUGGGCCAAUCCGUUGCCAUGUACCCCGAAGACGACGUGUCUACCCGUGAACACAAAACCCAUUGCAUUCGCCUCCAGUACUCGCUUGAAGAAUCCCGGGCUCUCCUUGCUCAGCUCCGCGAAGAGAAGAUCAGCAUCACCUUCGCCGCUGCCGCCUCGGUAGUCCUGGCAGUCAAGCAGACCUAUGCCAAGGGUCAUGAAACAGGUGCUCUCAUCGGAAUGACUCGCAACGCCCGUCGCUGGCUCGACACAAGUGGCAAGCGCGAGGCUGGCGGUAACAUCCCCGCCGCUGCAGACUGUGUCUUCCUCUGGAUCCCAUUCGAGCAGCACUGGUUCCAGGGCUCAACUCGGGACUCUGUUAUGCACAUCGCCCACGCUAUCAGAAAGGAACUCGGUCCUCACUUGGUUUCGCCACACUACAUUGCUAGCAUGAACUUCACAUCUGCCAAGGCUGUGGAGGGUCUAGCUGCCUCGACAGAGCCCUCUGCUGCGCCAUGCGCACCUGGCUUCUCGCCUCAGGGUGCCCUGAGCCUCGAGCGCCAGUUCGAAUCGCCCAGUGCUACAGUUGAUGUCCAUGAUCUUAUCCACACCGGCCGUCAAAUCAACGACUCCGCUUGGGUUGGUAUGUACUCGCUUUGGGAUCAAAUCACCUUGUCCAUCGGCUUUGAUGGCAAGUACUAUGACCCGGCUGGCAUGGAUGCGUUCAUGGCAAUGGCCAAAUCAAACCUUGGAUCUAUUAUUCCUCGUCGCUUCAAGAGGGGUAUUCGCUCCAGACUCUGA
Molecule: messenger RNA, 1542 nt
Organism: Penicillium brevicompactum
Lineage: Eukaryota; Fungi; Ascomycota; Eurotiomycetes; Eurotiales; Aspergillaceae
Exons: 2
Coding region: 1-1542 (513 amino acids)
Biological process (GO): mycotoxin biosynthetic process
Molecular function (GO): acetyltransferase activity
Source: RefSeq, a predicted model, not a curated record